CUCAGUACGACAUCGCACGUUCAUUGGGACAGACGUGCUCCGAUUUCCGGUGGUAAAAGGACAGGUGUUUUAUAAAAUAUCAGGAAAUGAGUUCGGAACUCUUAGAGUUCAGCAAUAGUCAUUAGUUAUGCCUACAAGGAUAUGCGUGCUGCUGGGGCUUCUGUGCCUUGCAAGCUUCUGCUGCGGUAGUAAUGAGCCAGGGGAGGUGCUCCUGGUCAUCGCCUGUCCCCCGUAUUCUCUGCAGGCCAGCAUUGAGUGCUCAGCCUUAUCGGACAGCGUGCUGGAGCAGCAACGGGCACUGAAACUGGCGGGGAUCUUCCCCGAGGACUUUGUUCUGAAGGUCUAUGUGAUGCAUGAGCUCUUCAACUACUGGACCCUGCUGGACGCACUGCCUCAUCUGAGAGCCCAGGCACGUGUGCUGGGUGCGCGUACGGAAUGGAUUAUCUGGUGUCAACACAACACGCGUGUGUCCUCGCUGCGCGGCCUGCUCGAGCAACUGCGUCGUCAGGACUCGAGGGAGCUCGCUUUCUAUGGCCACGCUCUCUACGAUGCGGAGGCCACCAUCAUCCACCACUUCUCGAACUACAAGGAUCCCCAGCGGUUUCCAUACCCCAUGCUCAGCGGCGGAGUCGUUUUCACAGGUGCUCUGUUGCGAAGGUUGGCGGAUCUGGUUGCUCCUGGUGGCCAAAACAUCACCCUUCACAGCGACUUCUCCAUUGAUGCCUCUCACGAGCUGGCUCGCUUUAUUUUCGACAAUGUAUCGCCCGACCCGCAUAUUAGCACCCCGAUUUCCGGAGGAAUCCUGCUGAAAAGUGCCAGCUACAUAUGUCCCACACCCACGUCCGUGCCAAACAGGAAACUGCCUUGUCUGCUGCAUGCGCAGCCGGAGGAGCCACUGACUUUGGGGCAGCGGAGGAAUGGCUGUGAGCACACAACAGGAUCGCACAUAUACUUCGCCAUCAAAACCUGUGCGAAAUUCCACAAGGAACGCAUACCAAUCAUCGAGCGCACCUGGGCAGCCGACGCCCGGAACAGGAGAUACUACAGCGAUGUGGCAGACGUCGGCAUUCCGACAAUCGGCACUGGGAUACCCAAUGUGCAGGCUGGACACUGUGCCAAGACAAUGGCCAUUCUGCAAUUAUCCCUCAAGGACAUCGGCGAGCAAUUGGACAUCCGCUGGCUCAUGCUCGUCGACGAUGACACGUUGCUGAGCGUGCCACGCGUGAGCGCCCUCCUCUGCCGCCACAAUGCCACGGAGCUGGUGUACCUGGGCCAGCGCUAUGGCUACCGGCUGCACGCUCCCGACGGCUUCAACUACCACACUGGAGGAGCCGGCAUCGUGCUGAGCCUGCCGCUGGUGCGGCUCAUCGUGCAGCGAUGCAGUUGUCCCAGUGCCAGUGCCCCCGACGACAUGAUCCUGGGCUACUGCCUCCAAGCGCUGGGCGUGCCGGCGAUUCAUGCUGCCGGAAUGCAUCAGGCUAGGCCGCAGGACUACGCCGCCGAACUGCUGCAGCUGCAUGCGCCGCUGACCUUCCACAAGUUCUGGAACACGGAUCCGGAGCACACAUAUCGCCGCUGGCUCGGAGGCAGCCUGGUCAACCAGAGUGCCCCGCUGGCGGCGCACAAGGAGCAGCCCGCUGCCGGACCACUCCACAUGACGAUGGGGCGACAUUCCUUGGCCGCAGGCGUCGGAUUGCUGCAGGAAACGGGGCUGGGCAAGCACCUGGAUCUCUGAGCCGCUCUGAGAGAGGCCACGCUUCAGCUAAGCGUGUAUUUUUAAUGAAUUUGCGCCCACAUUUGUGCAUUAAUUACACACUCUGCAAGGAUAUCUGCCACUUUUUGCCGCUUUGAGCAUCAUAAAUGUACUCAGAAAAAACCCUUAACCCUUUCGGGCUGCGAUUAUGCUGAGGAAACAUAUUUAUUUAAGCUGCGGUAGCAUUUUCUAAUUGCUUCGAAAUUUUCCAUUAGGGUCACAAAUUAUCGACCCUUAAUGCGAAAAGGGUGAACGUGACUCGCAUUGAAAUUUAAAAGAAGUGCCAAAAGGAACAUUUUCUGCGGAUUAUUAUUUACAGUAUGUAAAGAGUACCACAUCUUAUUUAUAACAUAUAUUUAUUUUAUUUGCAGAUUAAUGCCUCACACUAAUAAUUUAUAUGUAAAAUUUCUU
This is a messenger RNA of Drosophila simulans, 2164 nucleotides long. Its product is annotated as beta-1,3-glucosyltransferase. NCBI's taxonomy places the organism in Eukaryota, Metazoa, Arthropoda, Insecta, Diptera, Drosophilidae. Gene Ontology annotation, molecular function: acetylglucosaminyltransferase activity. The record is from RefSeq and is a predicted model, not a curated record. The transcript has 7 exons. Bases 128 to 1735 code for a protein of 535 amino acids. Gene Ontology annotation, cellular component: membrane.